This is a messenger RNA of Nestor notabilis (Kea), 1191 nucleotides long. RefSeq names its product lysosomal acid lipase/cholesteryl ester hydrolase-like. The transcript has 10 exons. NCBI's taxonomy places the organism in Eukaryota, Metazoa, Chordata, Aves, Psittaciformes, Psittacidae. Gene Ontology annotation, molecular function: hydrolase activity, acting on ester bonds. Bases 1 to 1191 code for a protein of 396 amino acids. The record is from RefSeq and is a predicted model, not a curated record. Gene Ontology annotation, biological process: lipid metabolic process.
AUGUGGUGCCUCCUCAUGAUGCUCUGCUCUCAAGGAAUUGCCUUUUCAGCAUCCGCUCUGAACUCAGACAAAAGCCAGUUCAGGAAGUCUCGUAACCCUGAAUCCUUUAUGAAUGUUAGUGAAAUUAUCAGAUAUCAUGGAUACCCCAGUGAGGAAUAUGAAGUUACCACAGAGGAUGGGGACCUUCUUUGUGUUUUCACAAUUGCUGGGAGGAACAGCCAAAGUACAGGACAAAAGCCUGUAGUCUUCCUACAGCAUGCUUUUCUAGGAGAUGCUACACACUGGAUUUCUAACCUGCCCAACAACAGCUUGGGCUUCAUCCUCGCAGAUGCUGGCUAUGACGUCUGGUUGGGAAACAGCCGAGGGAACACUUGGUCUUUAAAACACAAGACCCUUAAUCCCAGACAAAAAGCAUUCUGGCAGUUCAGCUUUGCUGAAAUGGGUAAAUAUGAUAUUCCAGCAGAGCUGUACUUCAUCAUGAAUAAAACUGGACAGAAGGAUGUAUAUUAUGUUGGUCACUCUGAAGGCACAACAUCAGGCUUCAUAGCAUUUUCUACAUACCCUGAGCUGGCUAAACGUGUGAAAAUAUUCUGUGCUCUGGGCCCAGUAAUCUCAUGCUCAUAUUCUACAAGCCCUCUGGUUAAGAUAACAAGUCUUCCUGAACCACUGCUCAGGUUACUAUUUGGCUGCAAAGGAACCAUGCACCAGAUUGGUUUUCUGAGAGGACCUGUGACACAGUUAUGUACAAGCCUGGAUAAGUUUUGUGGUCACAUACUCUGUUACCUAGCUGGAGGUAACAUAAAAAACCUGAACACGAGUCGAAUAGAUACAUAUGUAGGACAUUCUCCUGCUGGAACAUCAACACAGAACAUUAUUCACUGGCAUCAGAUAAGAUUGGCAGGCCAAUUGCAAGCCUAUGACUACGGCUCUAAGGAAAACAUGAAGAGAUACAACCAGUCUACUCCUCCUGCAUACAAGAUAGAGGAAAUAAGAACACCAAUUGCUGUCUGGACUGCUGGAGAGGACAAAUUUGCAGAUCCAAAAGAUGCAGCAAAGCUGCUCCCUCGGAUUAAAAAUCUCCUUUAUCAUGAGCAUUUUCCUUCUUGGGGUCAUCUUGAUUUCAUUUGGGGCCUUGAUGUAACUGAGAAAAUGUAUCAGAAAAUCAUUGAACUAAUGACAAAAUUCUAUUGA